Molecule: messenger RNA, 5249 nt
Organism: Strigops habroptila (Kakapo)
Lineage: Eukaryota; Metazoa; Chordata; Aves; Psittaciformes; Psittacidae
Gene: SLC25A12
Product: solute carrier family 25 member 12
Exons: 17
Coding region: 699-2537 (612 amino acids)
Biological process (GO): aspartate transmembrane transport; L-glutamate transmembrane transport; malate-aspartate shuttle
Molecular function (GO): calcium ion binding; L-aspartate transmembrane transporter activity; L-glutamate transmembrane transporter activity
Source: RefSeq, a predicted model, not a curated record
CAAAAAUACCUAGGACUUCAUACAGAUCCUCGUUACAAUCCUAAAACAGUGCAGCUGUUGGCUGGAGUGGCAGAUCAAACUAAGGAUGGCAUAUCAUUCUUAACAUUUGGAAAUGAGGUCUUAAGCUAAGUCCAGAAGAAAGAGUUGAUGUUUCACUUACUGGAGAAUCACAACAGAGCUAUACUUAAUAUCUGAAAGUUAUGUGGGGGGAAAAAAGAGCACAGAGUUGUAGUAGGAAAAAAAGAGAUAGAAGAAUUGUAAACACAUGGCUUGCUUUGUGUGCUUUUGAAAGGUAACAGUACAAAAGAAAUAAGAGGAAAGGAAACUUUAAAAAAUGUUACAGAUAAAAUGCAAGGUGAGUGAUUUGAUAUUGUUAUGGACUCUGUAGUGUAGCGGGUUCACUGGAUGAUACUUGAGUAGCAAUUGGGUGGGAAGCUCUAUCAUUCUGUUUAAUCCAGCUCCUGUUAUCUCCAUCCUAAUGGAUAAUGAAGGAUCACAGGGGAUAUCCCUGCUCUUAGGCAUUGCAAGUUGAAUUGAAAGGAAAUUGAAUGUGUCUUGUCUCCUUUUGCUGUAGGCACUGUUAAAGUGAGUCCUCUGAAGACGGCUUCUUUCAGGUUCAGGCUUCUACGAAUGCAUUCUACAGAGAUCGUCACUUGAUUCUGUCAGUUAUAAAGCUUACUGCUUAGGAAUUAAUUUGUAUGUCAGGUUUACGCUUGUAUGUGAGGUUGAUUUCCUUUCAAGAAUUUUUGGCAUUUGAAUCUGUUUUGUGUACUCCAGAUGCAAUAUUCAUUGUUGCUUUUCAGUUAUUCGACAAGGCUGGCAAUGGAGAAGUAACAUUUGCAAAUGUCAAAGAAAUAUUUGAACAAACUAUUAUUCAUCUUCAUAUCCCCUUCAACUGGGAUUGUGAGUUCAUUCGACUGCAUUUUGGACAUAACAGGAAGAAGCAUCUUAACUAUUCAGAGUUCACUCAGUUUCUUCAGGAGCUGCAAUUAGAACAUGCAAGACAAGCCUUCGCAUUAAAGGACAAAAAUAAAAGUGGUAUGAUAACUGGGUUGGACUUCAAUGACAUCAUGGUUACCAUUCGCUCACAUAUGCUUACUCCAUUUGUGGAAGAAAAUUUAGUUUCAGCAGCUGGUGGAACUGUUUCACAUCAGGUCAGCUUCUCCUAUUUCAAUGCAUUUAAUGCCCUUCUGAAUAACAUGGAUCUUGUUAGGAAAAUCUACAGUAAUAUAGCAGGUACAAGAAAAGAUGUUGAAGUCACAAAAGAGGAAUUUACCCACUCUGCAAUCCACUUUGCACAAAUUACGCCGCUGGAAAUAGAUAUUCUCUACCAACUUGCCGAUUUAUACAGUGUUACAGGGCGCUUAACUAUGGCAGAUAUAGAGAGAAUAGCACCACUGGCUGAAGGUGCAUUACCUUACAACUUGGCAGAACUCCAGAAGCAGCAAUCUUUUGGAGAGUUUGGCAGGCCUAUCUGGCUCCAAGUAGCGGAGUCAGCUUACAGGUUCACUUUGGGCUCAAUUGCUGGAGCUGUGGGUGCGACUGCAGUAUAUCCCAUAGACCUGGUGAAAACUCGUAUGCAGAAUCAGCGCUCCACUGGUUCAGUCGUAGGAGAGUUGAUGUAUAAAAACAGUUUUGACUGCUUUAAAAAGGUUUUGCGUUUUGAAGGCUUUUUUGGUCUUUACAGAGGCUUGUUACCACAGCUGAUAGGUGUUGCUCCAGAAAAGGCUAUUAAGCUAACUGUUAAUGACUUUGUCAGAGACAAAUUUACUAAGAAAGAUGGUUCCAUUCCACUUCCUGCAGAGAUCCUUGCUGGAGGCUGUGCAGGAGCUUCCCAGGUCAUCUUCACUAAUCCUCUGGAGAUUGUAAAGAUUCGGUUGCAGGUAGCAGGAGAAAUUACUACAGGACCCAGAGUCAGUGCCCUCUCUGUUAUAAAAGAUUUGGGCCUUCUUGGCCUUUAUAAGGGUGCCAAAGCAUGUUUCCUCAGAGACAUUCCCUUUUCUGCAAUCUACUUUCCUGUUUAUGCUCACAGUAAAAUGAUGCUUGCUGAUGAAAAUGGCCAUGUGGGAGGACUUAAUCUCCUUACAGCUGGAGCCAUUGCAGGUGUGCCUGCUGCUUCUUUGGUAACCCCUGCUGAUGUCAUCAAGACAAGACUGCAAGUGGCAGCUCGCGCUGGUCAGACAACAUACGCUGGAGUUAUUGACUGCUUUCGGAAGAUUCUAAAGGAAGAAGGCGCUUCGGCUUUUUGGAAGGGAGCUGGAGCUCGUGUCUUCAGAUCUUCGCCCCAGUUUGGUGUUACUUUGGUCACUUAUGAACUUCUGCAGAGAUGGUUUUAUGUCGAUUUUGGAGGCCUCAAACCUUCUGGAUCAGAGCCCACCCCCAAAACUCGGAUUUCAGAUCUUCCUCCUGUUAACCCUGAGCACAUAGGUGGAUACAGACUUGCUACAGCUACGUUUGCUGGAAUAGAAAGCAAAUUUGGGUUGUACCUUCCAAAGUUUCGAUCUGCCAUCACCUCAGCUCAACCCAGUAGCAGCUGAAUCCUGGAACGAUGUUUCAACCUAACAAAGUGAUGUGGUGGAAAAAAUUCACCAGAGUAGGAACUGUAUUUUUUUUCCAGUCAGCUGCAUGUUGUUCUAGCUGAACUGAGCUUGCAAAUCUAAUUACUCCUUUCUGAUAUGAUACAUACCUGCAUUUAUUUAUUUGCACACAAGGAACUGAUUGAAGCUGAGGUUCUAUGCCUUAAUUUAACCAGCGGCAUGAAUCUGUAGCCUAGACUUUGCCUUGCACAGCUUGCAUUUAAUGUUACUGUACAUAUUGUACAUCUUUGUACAGAGACAUCAUGGCAUCUGUAUCAAUACCCAUUUAUACAACGGGUAUUGCAGUUCAAAAUAAUUUGAAAUGUACAGAGUGUUUUGAAGGCAUUUUGUUAACAAUCGUGACAAUAAACUAUUUAAAACCACUUCAGUCAGUUCACUGCUUUGUGGUUACGGACAAGUUGUCCAAUUGCUUGGGUUUUCCCUCCACAGAUUACGGAUCAUAGAUUAAAAUGUACAGAUUAGAUGCACCCAUGUAAUGAAUAUACAGUGCAGCACAUAGCCUCUGAAGGAACACAUUUCACUGCUAAUUACAGCAAAGGUAUUAAAAGGCCAUGUGCUGGCUUGUAAGUGCACGAGAAGACAGUAGUUAGAUGAGCACAUGCAGUAUUUUAUUUUGCAGCACUGCUUUGUAACAAGGAAUUCUCUCAAAAUACAAGGUAAUACUAGAUGCGUAAUCGAUCUUACCCCUAUGGCAGCAUAUUUAAAACACAGUAUUUGCGAGUUACUAGUGGCCUCAAGAAUUUUUUCAGGAUUUACCAAGUGAUUUUUCCCAAAUUGAAAAUUUUAUUAAAGUUGAACACAUUCUCUGUAUUUCUAGAUUGUUUUAUCAUUGAAAGAUUAGGUUAUUCUGGAAAACGGACAACCUUACUUUAAUAUUCUUCUAAUAUACAAAACUGAUUGUUUAUACUUCCCAUUGGGUGGAAAGGGGAGGGGAAAGAAAAAGCUUGAACUAUUUCUGGCUUAAUGUCUGCCAAAAGUUGAUAUGGUGUAAUUUUUAAAUGCAAAGAUGUCAGAGGAAAUCGGGGAGUCUAGAUUUCUACAGCCACAGAGGAAAAGUAGUUAUAGUACCCCUACCGCCAGAGAAGAGAGGGGUGGGUUGCCAGCCUUGCUUACUGAAGUAUGACAACCUCCCAUCUUUAGUUUUACAUGUUUCAUUCAGGGUAAACCAUCCCGCAGUACAGUGUGUCCCAGCGCUAUGUUAGUUUCUUGCUGAGGUGACAGCAAGUCAACAUGAAGAGCUUUAGUCAGCUGAUGAAGAAAUGGCUCCUUAAAAACUGAACACUGCAAGCACAGAGAAGCCCUCCUUCAGUUCUAGCCUCUAAGCAAGAUGCAGAUUUGGUGCUAUUUAGUGAGCUAGAGGUUACAAUAUGUUAAACUUGGGAGUUUGACCAUUAUUCUGCAUCAUGCAGCUUCCUGUCCUUACUUGGAGUUUUUUUUCCUGUUCAGGUUAAAGAAUUGCCUGUUCUGUGCCAUUUUCUACAUAGAGACAGGCUUCCCAGGAACUCUCUCUUGUAUCUCUGUUUUGUUCUGCGCUUUUCUCAAUUAGAUACAAAAAUGGUAGGUACCCACUGGCAUUUCAUCUUAGUCACAGCUUGUUGACCGACUUGAUCAAGGCCUUAGGAGACUUUGCAAUGCAAGACAGCAUUUGUAUUUCUUAUAGCUCCCAAACUGGAUAGUGUGGCUCCCAGGAUGAUCACUUACAGUAUCUAGCACCACUGUUGGUCUCAGUGUUGCAGGUAUGGGCUUUACAACAUUUUUAACCUGUACUCAACUAUUUUGUGAGGGAGGAACACAAGCAGGAAUGAAUACAGAUUAGUAUUGAAAUGUAAUAAUUGAAAAUUACCAAAAGGUUGAAAUUAGGGAAAACUGAUGCCAUAUGACCUAUAUGUUCAUGCCACAAUCCAUUGAAAAAAAGCCUUACCUACUGGAUUUCUGGUAACAAAGUCUGAAGGAAAUGUAUUCAUUAUUAAAAGAGAAUUAACAAUUUUAGUGAAAAUAAACAAACCCAAACCUCACCCAAAACUGAAAAACCCUAGCCAACCAUGCAAAACAGCAGGACAAGAAGAAUUCUUGUGCCUCAAGGGUAAAAAUCAUCACAUGGUGUGCCUGUUCUUUAGGUAGUUCACAUGUUUCUCAACUGAACAGAUAGCUGCAGUCAUAAGGUUGGUAUUUACCUUGUAUGUUUUCCUCAAAGUGAACAGCAUGACUUUUUACUGAAGGGGGACUUUUGACAAGUCAACACCAGUGGAAGCCUAAAUAUAUUUCACUUUCAAGCCCAGUGAAAAAGAGAGCCUCCUGAAGACAGAACUGCUGUGACUGCUGCCUCUGUCUCUGUGAGCUGCUCGCAACAGAACUGAGACAAGGAGAAAUAGGAAAAAAAAACCCCAAACCAAACCCCAACAACAAAACCAAACUUAAACCACAAACAACAUAGAAACAAUAAGAAUACUUCUGGACCUAAAGCUGAUUAUGGAAUACAAACCUAUUUCCUACUUUUAAGCAAAACAAUAAACUUGUAGCAGAUUAUGAAUACCAGAACCAAACUUAAAGUCCUAAGUUAAAGGCAUCAACACUGGUUAGUGCCUAAUUAGUACAAGUCAGAAUAUUUACUUAACCACCUUCCCCCCCCCCCAAAAAAAAAAACCCCAAACC